AAAAGGUCUUGUGUAAAUUUAUAAAGGAAGGAGAAUAUAGUAGUAACUUUGACCUUUUGUCAUCUUUUUUACCUUUCAACUGUUGGAGGACAGGGAAAAAGAAAAGAAAAAUAUCAGAGAGACAACGGUAGGUAAGUGCUUGUAAUUGGGACAAAAUGAUUGCUAAAUGGUAGUAACUUUAAUUAUCUACAAUGCUGCUUUUGGGCUCCGCAAUCUCCUGUAACUCACAUUUCUCACUCCUUUAGAGUUUCCUUAUCUCCUCCUCCUGUUCUCCUUCCCUUUAGCCCCCUACUAGUUCUUGAAGAGAAAGAAAAGGAGAAACCCAGAAUCCAGGAAAGACAGAGACAGAGAGUUUGAAAGAGAAUUGGAAGGAUGGCAUUUGCAGGAACAACCCAGAAAUGCAUGGCCUGCGACAAGACAGUGUAUCUGGUCGAUAAGCUCACUGCGGAUAACCGUAUCUACCAUAAAGCCUGCUUUCGAUGCCACCACUGCAAAGGAACCCUCAAGCUAAGCAACUACAAUUCCUUCGAGGGAGUACUCUAUUGCAGGCCACACUUUGAUCAGCUCUUUAAAAGAACUGGCAGUCUUGACAAAAGCUUUGAAGGGACACCAAAAAUUGUAAAACCAGAGAGGCCUCUUGAUUGUGAGAAACCGGCGGUGGCUAAAGUAACAAGUAUGUUUGGUGGAACUAGAGAUAAAUGCUUUGGCUGCAAGAAUACUGUCUAUCCUACUGAGAAGGUUACUGUGAAUGGAACUCCUUACCACAAAAGCUGUUUCAAGUGUACCCAUGGAGGGUGUGUGAUCAGCCCAUCUAACUACAUUGCACAUGAGGGUCGACUCUACUGCAAGCACCACCAUACCCAACUCAUCAAGGAAAAGGGAAACUUGAGCCAGCUUGAGGGUGACCAUGAAAAGGAAGGCAUAAAUGACAAUGUGACUGUCAGAGAAGUUGCUGCAGAAACAUGAUAUGCAGAAUAAAAAUGAUUCUAUGGUACCGCAGAUCAAUCACUAUUCUCUACAUCGUCCAUGUUGCCGUUGUUUUCAUACCUUACCAGGCAUUUUUCCCUGCAGUCCAAACGCAUUUUGCUUGCAUAACAGAUGGAAGACUAAAUUUAUGGUUGAAGCUUGUGGGUUCAUUUGUUUGUUUUGGGUUUUUGUUGUGAGUUUGUGGAUGCUCAGAUGAGAAGCCAAAACCUAUUUGGUUAUUUCCCCUUCCCUACGCCCUACUGAAAGACCUAAUUGGUUUAUUUGUGAACUUAUAUGGUGUUACUACUGAUGUUUAAUAAAUGUUGAGAAUUCCCUCUGUUAUUCCGUGACA
Messenger RNA from Ziziphus jujuba (common jujube), 1318 nucleotides. RefSeq names its product LIM domain-containing protein WLIM1. The transcript is spliced from 5 exons. Gene Ontology annotation, cellular component: actin cytoskeleton; plasma membrane. The record is from RefSeq and is a predicted model, not a curated record. Gene Ontology annotation, molecular function: actin filament binding. Gene Ontology annotation, biological process: actin filament bundle assembly. Bases 373 to 966 code for a protein of 197 amino acids. Lineage: Eukaryota; Viridiplantae; Streptophyta; Magnoliopsida; Rosales; Rhamnaceae.